Messenger RNA from Tarenaya hassleriana, 2860 nucleotides. RefSeq names its product pentatricopeptide repeat-containing protein At3g07290, mitochondrial. The record is from RefSeq and is a predicted model, not a curated record. NCBI's taxonomy places the organism in Eukaryota, Viridiplantae, Streptophyta, Magnoliopsida, Brassicales, Cleomaceae. Bases 107 to 2755 code for a protein of 882 amino acids. Gene Ontology annotation, molecular function: protein binding. The transcript is spliced from 2 exons.
UUAUUUUUUUAUUUUUUAUCUUUAUGUUUCCAGAAAAAAAAAAGUUUGAUUGGAUGCUUCGUCUCCCGCUCUCUGGUUUCUUCCCUCCGAUUCUCAUUAUUUGGGCAUGCUGAUUCGUACAAGAAAUCUCACAAAGAUCCUACCUUUGGGUUGCCAUGUCCGUCCUCCUUUCGCUGCGUUGUACUCUGUUUUUCCGCAACCUUAUCGCUACCGGCCGAACCCAGAAACCUCGGAUGACACAGUUCUUGAUGUUCUGUCUUUGCUCAGAAGUCCCAAGUGGGAGCAGAACAGCAUCCUGAAAUCCAUCGUCUCUCACAUUAGCCCACAUGUGGCUUCGCAAGUUAUUUCUCGCCAUGGCGGCGAUACCGAUCUCUGUCUUCGUUUCUUCAAAUGGGUCUGCAAGCAUUCGUCUUACUGUUACGAUUUAGGUCAGAAAACCCAACUUCUGAAACUUAUCGUUUCCUCCAGUUUGUACGGGGUUGCCCAUAAGGUUAUCGUUGUGUUGAUUAAGGAGUGUAGUAGCGGCGAAAAUGAUAUUCUGGAGCUGAUGCGUUGUCUUGACGAGUUGAGAGAUGGCGGGUUUCAGUUAAAUUACCCAUGUUACAGCUCUCUUUUAAUGUCAUUGGCUAAGCUGGAUUUGGGUUUUUUGGCUUACAUGACUUAUAGACGAAUGGAGGCUGAUGGCUUUGUUGUUGGCAGGAUUGAUUACAGAACCAUCGUCAAUGCUUUGUGCAAGAAUGGAUUCGUAGAAGCGGCAGAGAUGUUCUCCUGCAGGCUUUUGAAACUUGGGUUUGAGUUAGAUACCCACAUUUGCACUUCUUUGUUGCUGGCUUUCUGCCGAGUAUUGAAUCUCGGUGAUGCACUCAGGGUGUUUGAUGUAAUGUCCAGGGAUGCCAGUUGUGGUCCGAAUUCAGUUACUUAUUCUAUAUUGAUUCAUGGGUUGUGUGAAAAGGACAGGCUUGAGGAAGCCUUUCGCUUAAAAGAUCAGAUGCGUGAGAAGGGUUGCCAACCGAGCACACGUACGUAUACUGUUCUUAUCAAAGCCUUGUGUGAUAAAGGUUUGAUUGAGAAAGCUCUCAACUUGCUUGAUGAGAUGGUUGCUGGAGGAUGCAAGCCGAAUGCUCAUACAUACACAGAUCUGAUUGACGGGUUAUGUAAACUCGGAAAGAUUGAGGAGGCUAAUGGGCUGUACAGUAAGAUGGUUAAAGAAGGGAUUUUUCCUAGUGUAGUAACUUACAAUGCAUUGAUAAAUGGAUACUGUAAAGAUGGACGGAUUAUUCCCGCGAUUGAGCUUCUUGGCAUGAUGGAGAAGCGGAAUUGCAAGCCGAAUUUAAGAACUUACAAUGGGCUUUUGGAAGGGUUGUGUAGAGUUGGGAAAUCAUACAAGGCAAUGCUGCUUUUGAAGAGGAUGGUUGACAAUGGACUGUCACCCGACAUUGUAAGUUUUAACAUUUUGAUUGACGGGCUCUGUAGAGAAGGGCAUAUACCUUUGGCUCACAAGUUGUUUACUUCAAUGGACACUUUUAAGCUUGAGGCUGAUUGCUUGACUUUCACUUCUAUAAUCGACGCCUUCUGCAAAGGAGGGAAGCCCGAGGUAGCCAGUGCUUUCUUAGGUUUGAUGCUAAAGAAGGGAAUACACCCGGAUGAAGUAACAUUCACAACUCUUAUCGAUGGCUUCUGCAAAGUUGGUAAAACCAAGGAUGCAUUAUUUCUUCUAGAGACACUGAUCAAGACAACUUUCAUGGAAACUCCUCACUCCCUGAACGUAGUUCUUGAUGUCCUAAGAAAAGCAUGUAAAGUGAAAGAAGAGUUUGCAAUGCUUGGAAAGAUGAUAAAGUUUGGUUUAGGGCCUUCUGUGGUGAGUUACACAAUACUGAUUGAUGGGUUGAUACGAUCAGGCGAUAUCAGCGGUGCCUUGAGGAUGCUAGAACUGAUGAAACUUGCUGGCUGUUCUCCGAAUGUUUAUUCAUACACAGUCAUCAUCAGCGGUCUGUGUCAAUUUGGAAGAGAUGAGGAGGCCGAGAAGAUUCUUCACGCUAUGCCCGAAUAUGGAGUCUUACCCAACCAUGUCACGUAUACCGUCAUGGUGAAAGCAUACGCCAAUGCUGGAAGAUUGGACCACGCUCUUGAAACUGCGAGUACCAUGGUUCAAAGAGGAUACCAACUGAACGAUCGUGUCUAUUCCGCUUUGUUAAAGGGAUUUGUCUUAUCCCAGAAGCAGACUAUCGAAUGUUCCAACGAAAAUGCCAUGGACAGCAACUCAGACAACGUCCUUGAAGAAAUCAACCUUGGAUCCAUGUAUGAACUCCAAGCCAAGAUCGAAGAACUCGGUUGUUCAACCAGUGGCUUAUGUAAUUUCAUGGUCGCACAGCUCUGCACGCAAGGAAGAGCGGAUGAAUCCAUCGAGCUGAUCCAAACUCUGCUCAAACGCGGGAUUUUCCCCGAUAAGGCCGUGGACACAGUCAUAGAGUCUUACUGCAGAUCAAAGAACUACACCGACUGUCUGAAACUGAUGACUGAUGUUCUCAAAACCGGGUUCACUCCGAGUUUUAGAUCCUUCAGCUCAGUGAUUCAAGGGCUUCAGAAGGAAGGGGAGGUCGAAUCUGCACGAGAGCUGGUCACUGAGCUUGUAAGCUCGAAUGAAACGUUACCGUAUGUAGAGUUUCUGAUAAAGGGAGAUGGAGCUGGUGAUUGCGGUGAGGUUAUGGAAGUGGUUGACCGGUUUGCAAAUCGCAGAGGAAAACCCAUCUUCUAAAUCUUCUUCCUGUAUGUGAAAAAUUGCAGUAUCUAACUAUAAAUGGGAAAGGGCGGUUGCAUUGUUUUGUAGUUUGUACAUAAUAAUAUCUUCAGUUUGUGUUUA